AGUAUUUUAAUCCACGCAGGAAGAAGGAAGAAUCGAAGAGAAUUCUCUCCAAAAUAUGAUUUGUUUGGCCCCCAUUGCCGCUUCCAGGAGCUGGACUUUACGCGGUGCAAUGCUUCUAUUAGCCCUGCAGCUAAUGCCAACAACAACUGAGGCCCUGCAGCAUACCGAAGAGGGUUUGGAGUUGCUAUUCCGUGAACGAUCUCAAUCCGAUUGGGAGAAUGUUUGGCAUCAGGAGACGCAUUCGCGAUGUCGCGACAAAUUGAUACGUCAAUUGUAUUGGGCCUGUGAAAAGGAUAUUUAUCGUUUAACGCGGCGUAAUCGCAAACGGACGGGCAACGAUGAGGCCUGGCUAAAGCGUAGCAUUAAUAAUUCUGCAAAUCCUGGUUCCGCUGCCUCCACUUGGUUGCAUGUGAACUAUGCCAAUAUGUUACUAAGGACACGACGAUCGGGCGCUCCAUCGAUAACCAAUGAAUGUUGCACCAAGGUGGGCUGCACCUGGGAGGAGUAUGCCGAGUAUUGUCCAUCCAAUAAGAGACGCAAUCAUUACUGAAUUGCUUUGAAUUCAAAAAUUGAAACAAAAAUUCAGAUUAU
Molecule: messenger RNA, 591 nt
Organism: Drosophila willistoni
Lineage: Eukaryota; Metazoa; Arthropoda; Insecta; Diptera; Drosophilidae
Gene: Ilp7
Product: probable insulin-like peptide 7
Exons: 3
Coding region: 56-550 (164 amino acids)
Source: RefSeq, a predicted model, not a curated record